Anguilla rostrata (American eel) is the source of this 3988-nucleotide messenger RNA. Its product is annotated as adhesion G protein-coupled receptor E2-like. Gene Ontology annotation, cellular component: plasma membrane. Gene Ontology annotation, molecular function: calcium ion binding; G protein-coupled receptor activity. The record is from RefSeq and is a predicted model, not a curated record. The transcript is spliced from 21 exons. NCBI's taxonomy places the organism in Eukaryota, Metazoa, Chordata, Actinopteri, Anguilliformes, Anguillidae. Gene Ontology annotation, biological process: adenylate cyclase-activating G protein-coupled receptor signaling pathway; cell surface receptor signaling pathway. The coding region runs from base 583 to 3435 and encodes 950 amino acids.
UAAUGCCAAGUGUGCAUAUAUAAAUUAAUUCUCUUUCUGUUUUCUCAUUUAUUUUACAGAUCACAAACACACAGACACACAUGCCUACCCAACCUACCACCGUUGGCGUAAUUCUAUUCAAAUCUAACAUUGCCUUUCUCUGUGUCUUAAUGGCAUUUUCAUUGCACAUGUUUUGAUGAGAAUAAAAUAUAUCACUCCUCUGGAGCCAGAUUCUGUAAUCAGAGUCAUUCAUGUUCACAUUAACCACCUCAACCAGUAAUUUCAAUGUGGAGGUGUACCCCCCUCUGCUACAGUCCUCUCUGGCCUCCUCCUCUAUAUGGAGGCCUUUGAUGAGGUCACUGUCAUGGAUGAUUGUCCUGCCAGGGGGGGACAAAAACCUGGCUCUGCUACUGCCUCACGGGGCAACCCCCACCCCCCAAAUUAACCUGAUGAUCCUUUACUAAGUGAAGAAAUGGAAAGAAAAAAAAAUCUGUGUGCUUGGGACAAAGGAGAGGAGAAAAGACUUGCAUUUAUGGCUUUCUGUUGUCCUUAACAGCCUGUUGCAUUUGUCUUGAAGUAGAUGAAAAUGCUGCCAUUGGUAAAAUGGCCAAUCAGUCGUCCAUAUUCGGUAACUAUGGUCCAUACAGAGCGAUUGAUGGGAACCGCAAUGCAAACCUUGGUUACGGCGGCUCCUGCACCCACACAAAUGAGGAAAUGAAACCCUGGUGGAGAGUUGACCUGUUUAAUGUUCACAAUAUCUCCUCUGUGGUUGUGACGAACAGAGGGGACUGCUGCGCUGAAAGACUCAACGGAGCAGAGAUUCGCAUUGGAAACUCCCUGGUAGACAAUGGCAACAGUAAUCCAUUGUGCGCUCAGAUUCCCAGCAUCCCUGCUGGGGGAACUGUAACAUAUAGCUGUCCUGGGAUGCUGGGGCGAUAUGUUACCAUUUCACUCAGCCGAACAGGAAUUAUAACUCUGUGUGAAGUAGAGGUCUACGGCCGUGUUGUUCAUGAAGAUGUUUGUGGAAAUCCGAUUUCGCUGCUGGGACUCUUUCGCAACAUUGACUACUCUUACACCGGAUUCCCAGGUUUUCCGCGUUGCGAUUCUGCUUGGGCCGGAAGGUGGGUGCGUUUCCAGGGGAUCGUUGGGGAUGUUAUACCCGAAUCCUGUGUUGGAGCGUGCUGCUCUGGUUCACUUUCCUCCGCUUACCUGGGGUUCACUCACCCACAACUGGGGGAGGACAUCAAACAGGGCACCACACUUAUCAGGUCAUCAGUGAACUGCCUUGCCUCCGCUGUCGUGGGGAUGCGAGUUCUGGCUUGUCCCGGAGGGUACUACGUUUACCGUCUGCCGCCUGUACUGUGUCCAGUUACCUUCGCUGUUCGUCACAGCAACUGUACCUCAACCUCCUGUGGGCCAAACGCGGAGUGUACCAGUUCUGGAGGCUGUGUCUGCGUUCCAGGAUAUGGGGUACCUGUGAAUGCCCUGCCAACUCCAGAGUCUCUCUGUUUUGAUAUUGAUGAGUGUGAGAAUGACCCCGUCAUCUGUGGCCCCAACGCUGACUGCAUCAACACUCCUGGGAGUUACACCUGCACCUGUCACGAGGGGUACAGUGUACAAAUUAUGCCAGGCUCCAUAGCCAGCACCUCAAAUCCCUGUGAAGAUGUGGAUGAGUGUGUCCAAAACCCAUGUGGCAUCAACACAGAUUGCUACAACACUGUAGGAAGCUUCUACUGUGUCUGCAAGGAAGGGUACAUUUCCUCUACUGGAUUGGUCUGGGUGUCUGGGACUAGUGUGUGCCAAAGUACACAGGAAUUUCUUGCCUCUCUAACUCCUCCAGAGGGACAGUCACGUGAGAUGUUUUUCCUAAACCAAAUCAACCAGGAUUUGGAGGGCAACCCUGAUCUUGUUCUGCCUGAGGAGACAGUGACUGCUGUCCUGAGCACGACCCUCUCCGUCACAGGUAUCAUAGAGCCAAAAGAUGGCGACUCGGAGACAGCCAACGUCGUCCUAAAAGUCUCAGAGGGGCUGGUGUCCUCCCUUGUUGAGCCCGAAUCUCAGAGAAAUAAUACGGUGUCUCAGAGAACUGUGAAGACAGCAGCUGUAGAAAUGAAUUUAGUGAGCCUUAGCGGGAAUGCUACUGAGACGCCUGCUGUCCUUGCCAAGGGAAACAUGAUGACAAUCAAUCUUGCAGCUGUUGCUAAAAAUAACAACGGAUCCGCUUCUGCUGUUCUGAUGUCAAUUGAUGGGAUGGAGAAGUUCAUGAGUCCCAGCUUCUUCAAAAGUGAAAAUAUCACAGAGAUGUAUUCUGACAUCAUCACUGCCACAUUGCCUAAGACGAGGCACAAGGAGCUCCCUGAGCCUGUCAACUUCACUAUGCACCACAAAAAGGAGACGUUCCAGGCUGGGCUGGUUACCUGUGCGUACUGGAAGGAAAAUGGGAAUGAGACACACUGGUCAGUGGAGGGGUGCACAGCCUCCUUCUCCAAUGAGAACUACACUGUAUGCAGCUGUACCCACCUCUCCACCUUCGCCCUCCUCCUGCAGACGGGGGAACCGGAAGAGGAUAAUUCCCUGCUGGAGAUGGUGGACCUGUUCUGUAUGUGUGCGGGUCUGGCCUUCCUCGCCCUCGCCAUCCUCACUUUCCUACUGUGCACAUGGAACCCUAAGGUCAACAACACCGCCCGCCUCCACCUCUGCAUCUGCCUCUUCUUGGGUCACCUGCUCUUCCUGGUGGGCGUGUCUCGCACGGAGAAUGCGGUGGUCUGUGCAGUCAUUGCAGGCUUGCUGCACUUCAUCUUCCUGGCGGGCUUUGUGUGGAUGUUGCUGGAGACUGUGCAGCUGUUCCUGUUGGUCAGAAGCCUGACCAAAGUACAGGUCAUCCAGAAGGAGGGGCUGAAGACACUGUACCUCCUGCUGAUUGGCUACGGAGCUCCCAUGGUGGUGGUGGGAGUGUCUGCUGCAGUGUUUUCAGGCGGUUAUGGCAGCAAAGACAGUUGCUGGUUAAAACAAGAAAAAAAUUUCCGUUGGAGUUUUAUUGGCCCAGUGGCUGCUAUUCUCGCACUCAACUUGGUCUCAUUUGGUGUGAUCCUCUGGAGCCUACAGCCUACGCUAGCCAACAUGAAGAGUAACGUUUCCCAGUCAAAAGACACCAGACUGAUUAUCUUCAAAAUUGUUGCCCAGUUUUUUGUUUUGGGGUGCGCCUGGAUCCUGGGAUUUUUCCAGAGCAGCACUUUAUUAAAAUACCUCUUCAUCAUCCUCAACUCACAGCAGGGCACCUUCAUCUUCAUCGUUCACUGUCUGCUCAACAAAGAGGUGCGAAAGGAGUACAGGAGGUGGUUUUCAUGUCUGUUUAGAAAAGAGGGACCGUCAGGAGACAAUGCUACUAAAGACACUGUGAAUGAUGCAUCCCAACCCACAAAAGACAUGGACAAGGCAGAUCACCAUCAUCGAUAAGGAACUGAAAAAUUAAAACUUUUAUAUGGAACUGCAAAUACACAUUAAUUCAUAAAUACUUUUAAAUAUAUCAAACAAUGGAUACUGUAGACUGAAUUAUAGUGAAUGAGAAUUUCAUGAAGUAUUUAAAGGUGAUGUGUACGUUAAAUGUUAAAUAGUUUUGUGAAGUUGAACUUGCUUUCAUCUUCCUAAACUCUGUUCAUAAGCAUUUACAUUUUGCAGUUGUGUCUUGAGUGUGGAAAUAGGGGCAGGUUCCUUAACUGGAUAGAAUACACAAAAUGAGCAGAAGUAUGUGGACACCCCUUUGUCUAGGGCUGUUUUUCAUUAUUUCGGCUAGUUCCCUUAAUUCCAGUGAAGGCAAUGUUAAUACAAUGACAUUCUAGACAAUUCUGUGUUUCCAACUUUGUGGCAACAGUUUGGAGAAGGCCCUUUCAUGUUUCAGCAUGGCAAUACCCCCGAACACACAGCGGGCCCAUAUGGAAAUGGUUUUGUAGAGAUAGGUGUGGACGAACUUGACUGGGCUGCCCAGAGCCCUGACCUCAACCUCAUCCAA